Molecule: messenger RNA, 1070 nt
Organism: Ascoidea rubescens DSM 1968
Lineage: Eukaryota; Fungi; Ascomycota; Saccharomycetes; Ascoideales; Ascoideaceae
Gene: HIS6
Product: 1-(5-phosphoribosyl)-5- ((5-phosphoribosylamino)methylideneamino)imidazole-4-carboxamide isomerase HIS6
Exons: 1
Coding region: 202-1029 (275 amino acids)
Biological process (GO): L-histidine biosynthetic process; L-tryptophan biosynthetic process
Cellular component (GO): cytoplasm
Molecular function (GO): 1-(5-phosphoribosyl)-5-[(5-phosphoribosylamino)methylideneamino]imidazole-4-carboxamide isomerase activity
Source: RefSeq, a predicted model, not a curated record
GUAGCAGGAAAAAAGAUAUCAAAAUCUUGGUAAAAUAAACCAAAGCUUUGAGCAGGGAUCGAGCCCGUGAACUAUAUUUUGCACCAGGGUUACCCUGAAAUAUGGUCAUUUUGCAGUUUGCAGUUAUUUUUGAGCUUAAAUGGGUUUAUUGGUUAAAAAGUUUUGAUAAACUAUUUUUGUUAGAUUUUAUAGUGUAAUAAAAUGACCAGAUUUAGAGGCUGUAUUGACAUACAUUCAGGGAAAGUCAAACAAAUAGUUGGAGGAACAUUGAAGUCAGACAACGACAGCGAUAAGGUUGCAACAAAUUUUGUUUCUGAUAAACCAUCGUCGUAUUACGGAAACUUGUAUAAAGAGAACAAUAUCUAUGGGUGUCACAUCAUCAAACUAGGGUCUUCAAUAGAAAAUGACAAAGUUGCCGAGCUUGCAUUGAGAAGCUGGCCGAACAACUUCCAAAUUGGAGGAGGCAUCAACGACAGCAACUGUUUGGAGUGGCUAAAUAAAGGCGCGAAACAGAUCAUUAUCACAUCAUGGCUAUUUCCAAACAAUCAGUUCAGCAUGGAAAGGCUCGUCAGAUUGCACAGUCUCGUUGGGGACAAAAACAAGAUAGUGCUAGAUCUCUCGUGCAGAUGCAAAAUGAACAACAAAAGGGACAAGGAGUGGCAUGUUGCAAUUCAGAAAUGGACGAUUGUGACGGAGUUGAAGUUGAGCCAGGAGUUGUUUGUGGAGUUGAGCAGUUUCUGCAGCGAGUUUUUGAUCCACGCUGCCGACGUCGAGGGCUUGUGCCGGGGGAUUGACGAGGGGCUCGUGGCGCAGUUGGGUCGGUGGUUUUCCAACCCGAGCUUGGCCGGAGUGGGUGUUGUGUAUGCCGGUGGUGGUCGGAGCAUUGCAGACUUGCAAACCGUCGAGCGGUUGAGUGCCGGAAUGGUUGAUUUGACUUUCGGCAGCGCGUUAGACAUUUUCGGGGGCAGCUUGGUGCGAUUUUCGGAUUGUGUUGAGUGGAACCGCGCACGUGAGCCGGAAGACGUAUAAAUUCGUCUUCAGCUGUAAAUAAACAAUCUGAGAACUGGUAA